This is a messenger RNA of Rhodotorula toruloides NP11, 1143 nucleotides long. RefSeq names its product retinol dehydrogenase 10. Gene Ontology annotation, molecular function: oxidoreductase activity, acting on the CH-OH group of donors, NAD or NADP as acceptor. The transcript is spliced from 9 exons. Lineage: Eukaryota; Fungi; Basidiomycota; Microbotryomycetes; Sporidiobolales; Sporidiobolaceae. The record is from RefSeq and is a predicted model, not a curated record. Bases 1 to 1143 code for a protein of 380 amino acids.
AUGACCGUCGCUGCGCUCUCCCCUCUGCACAGCGCAGAGGGCUUCACCGUCGAUGUCCUCCUCCGGAUCCAGCGAGCGACCCUCCUCAACCCGGUGCUCGCCUGGCUCUUGCCCGUCCUGACUGGCUUGAGGGCGACUGCGACGAGACCUUACACCUCCAGCAGCCUCCUCGACGCCCUUCAGCUCCUUCCCUCGACCUUCCCCCACAUCCUUCGCACAGACCGGCUGUCCCAGCUCGCACUCGCCGUCUUUGCGCUCGCCGCGGGCUUGCAGGUCAACUCGCUUCUCAGCAGAGCGGCGAGGAACAACUUUGCACGGGACAGGAAGGGGUGGGACUGGAAGAGCGAGGUCGUCGUGAUCACAGGAGGUGCCGGCGGACUCGGGAGCGAGGUCGCUCGCAGGCUCUCGGCGAAGGGUAUCAAGGUCGUCGUCCUCGACGUUGCGCCUCUCGCGGCUGAUGCUCCUGCCAGCAUCUCGUACUACAAGGUCGACCUUGCGAGUGCUGAAGCGGUCAAGGAAGUUGCUGACCUGGUUCGCAAGGAGGUUGGCGACCCCUCCGUCCUGAUCAACAUGGCUGGCGUUGUUCGAGCGAACGCGAUCCUCGACAUGCCGCAGCGCGAGGUCGACCUCACAUACGACAUCAACGUCAAGGCGCACUACUACACCACCCAGGCUUUCCUUCCGCGCAUGAUCGAGGAAGGUCACGGGCAUGUCAUCACGAUCGCUUCGUCGACGGCGUACCACCAGGCCGCAACGGGCGUCGCCUACUGCUCCUCGAAAGCCGCCGCCCUUUCUUUCCACGAAGGCCUCACCGAAGAGCUACGCCAUCUCUACCAGCCCACGUCGCACGCCCGCGCAAUCCGCACCUCGGUCAUCUGCCCUGCCCACUUCAAGUCGAACAUGUUCGCUGGCUUCAAGAGCGGCAUUCCCGAGUUCUUUGCGCCGAGUUUGGAGGUAGGGACUGUGGCAGAGUUGGUAGAGAAGACGGUGUUGAGCGGAGAGUCGCAGCACAUCAUCGAGCCGUUUUAUGCCAAGUGCACACCGCUCGGUCGCGCGCUGCCGACUUGGCUCUACGGCGGCAUUCUUGCCUGCGCUAAGGACGCCAUGGGCGCGGUCAAGGCGUAUAGAGCGAAGGAGCAGUAG